UAUUACUACUACUACAAAGUGAGAGUCAUACUGUCAUAAUAGAAGCGAAUCGCAACGUACAGACUGUGAAAAUGACGGCCGCCGAGAAGGACCAAUGUCUUGCUGAUUACCGGAGAAGGCUUAUUGAACACAGAGAAGUAGAUUCCAAACUCAGGAAGUUCCGAGAAGAGAAAAAGGAGUUAGACAAACAGUAUGAUAAAAGUGAGAAUGAUCUGAAGGCUCUACAAAGUGUAGGUCAGAUUGUAGGAGAGGUCCUUAAGCAGCUGACUGAAGAAAAAUUCAUCGUAAAAGCAACUAAUGGUCCUAGAUAUGUGGUUGGUUGCAGAAGACAGUUGGAUAAAGCAAAGCUGAAGCCUAGCACUCGAGUGGCUCUUGACAUGACAACUCUCACUAUUAUGAGAUAUUUACCUCGUGAGGUUGACCCUCUAGUUUAUAAUAUGAGUCAUGAAGAUCCUGGUGAUGUAACUUAUAACCAGAUUGGUGGUCUAGCAGAACAAAUUCGAGAACUGAGAGAGGUUAUUGAAUUGCCAUUGUUGAAUCCAGAACUCUUCCACCGUGUUGGUAUUUCACCACCAAAAGGAUGUUUACUAUAUGGCCCUCCUGGUACUGGAAAGACCCUCCUUGCUCGAGCUGUGGCAUCGCAGUUGGACUGCAACUUUUUGAAGGUUGUGUCCAGUGCUAUUGUGGAUAAGUACAUAGGCGAAUCAGCUCGUCUUAUUCGAGAAAUGUUUAACUAUGCCCGUGAUCACCAACCAUGCAUCAUCUUCAUGGAUGAAAUUGAUGCAAUUGGUGGUCGUAGAUUCUCAGAAGGCACUUCAGCAGAUCGUGAGAUUCAGAGAACUUUGAUGGAGCUGCUAAAUCAGAUGGAUGGUUUUGACUCUCUUGGCCAGGUCAAAAUGAUCAUGGCCACAAAUCGACCAGACACUCUUGAUCCAGCUUUGUUGAGACCAGGAAGGUUGGACAGGAAAAUUGAGAUUGCUCUUCCAAAUGAGCAAGCUAGGUUGGAGAUCUUGAAGAUCCAUUCUGGGCCAAUCACUAAACGUGGUGAAAUAGAUUAUGAGGCUGUAGUAAAGCUGUCUGAUGGAUUCAAUGGUGCUGAUCUGCGAAAUGUGUGUACUGAAGCAGGUCUCUUUGCCAUUCGCAAUGAGAGAGAUUACGUUAUUGAGGAAGACUUCAUGAAAGCUGUUAGGAAAGUUUCUGAUAACAAGAAGCUAGAAACUAAAUUAGACUACAAACCUUUAUAAGUCAUACGAUGCCCUUUCUACUAUUUGUCUUUCUUUAUAUUUUCUCAUUGUAUGGUUUUGUAAUGCACAAUGGACAUCUGAUGUUAAUUCGUGUGCGAAUAUGGUAAGAUUAACAAUGCUUUAGUACAGUAUUUUCAGUUUAGUAGCUAUAUUACUACCUAAGAACAUAGACUUUAAUUGAAUGGUGUCCUUUGGAUAUAUUGGAAUUAAAGAGUUGUAUAGUAA
Molecule: messenger RNA, 1469 nt
Organism: Macrobrachium nipponense
Lineage: Eukaryota; Metazoa; Arthropoda; Malacostraca; Decapoda; Palaemonidae
Product: 26S proteasome regulatory subunit 10B
Exons: 7
Coding region: 72-1244 (390 amino acids)
Biological process (GO): positive regulation of RNA polymerase II transcription preinitiation complex assembly
Cellular component (GO): proteasome regulatory particle, base subcomplex; cytosolic proteasome complex
Molecular function (GO): proteasome-activating activity; ATP hydrolysis activity; ATP binding
Source: RefSeq, a predicted model, not a curated record